UCGGCGGCAGGUUUCGAUGCCCUGUACGAGGAAAAUAUAUUUUGCGGACCUGUAGUAGCCCGCGUUCUUUCUUUGUUCAUUUCUCGCUAAACCGUGCCGAGCUCUAAUGGGUAGCUUGCUGAGCGUCUUUUCGAGCACACAUAAUCGCGUCGUAUGAUCGUGUGAGCGAAGGAGUCGGAACAUACGAAAUUGGCCGGUUCAAGCAAACGAAACUUUUCGAGUAUCAAGCUCUCUACUGUGUUGGAUUAGAAUACGCGACAUACCGCUUAUUCCGUCUGUCGUAUUCUCGCUUCGCCCGCGAAAGAGACGAGAUGUCGGUUACUCUACACACGGACGUAGGAGACAUCAAGCUCGAGCUGUUUUGUGAAGACGCUCCGAAAGCUUGCGAGAAUUUCUUGGCUCUAUGUGCCUCCGAUUAUUACAAUGGAUGCAUUUUCCACCGGAACAUCAAAGGAUUCAUCGUACAGACGGGUGAUCCAACCAAUACUGGCAAAGGCGGAGAGUCGAUCUGGGGAUCGAAGUUCGAGGACGAGUUCAAGGCCGAUCGAAAACAUUACGAACGAGGUAUUGUAUCCAUGGCUAAUAACGGGCCCAAUACCAAUGGAUCCCAAUUCUUCAUCACUUACGGCAAACAACCGCAGCUGGAUCUUCGAUAUACGAUUUUCGCUAAGGUGAUAGACGGCCUCGAGGUUCUGGACCAAUUGGAGAAAAUACCGGUCAAUCCCAAAAAUUAUCGACCGAAUAUAGAGAAACGAAUCAACUCGGUGACGAUUCACGCCAAUCCCCUGGCCACAUGA
This is a messenger RNA of Galendromus occidentalis (western predatory mite), 797 nucleotides long. RefSeq names its product peptidyl-prolyl cis-trans isomerase-like 3. Lineage: Eukaryota; Metazoa; Arthropoda; Arachnida; Mesostigmata; Phytoseiidae. Gene Ontology annotation, biological process: protein folding; protein peptidyl-prolyl isomerization. Bases 312 to 797 code for a protein of 161 amino acids. Gene Ontology annotation, molecular function: peptidyl-prolyl cis-trans isomerase activity. The record is from RefSeq and is a predicted model, not a curated record. Gene Ontology annotation, cellular component: catalytic step 2 spliceosome. The transcript is spliced from 5 exons.